AUGGACAAAGCCCAGCAGUUCCUCUCAAACACACACAAUAUGCUCCUCCGUGCUCAGAGAGAUGCAGAGAUCCAGGGUUCCCAUUAUUGGGAUGAGAGCAACACUCUCACUGACAAGAUCAGUUGUCUGAAAGAGGACGUCUCUUGCUAUCACAUCAAACGAGAUGAACAUUGUUCUGAGAAUGAUCAGCUGAAGGGCAAGCUGUCCGCUUUGAACAGUGCCCUUCCCCCUCCCCCUCCCUGCACUCCUCUCCCUUCUGCUGCUUGCAAGGCAGCUCCCCCUUCUGCCUCUCAUGAGGCAGACAAAUUGUAUGAUGUCCUGAUGGACAUCAGCCCCAUCAAGGAGGCCCUAGUGGCUGCCCUGACAACCUCCACUGUUGCAAAGGUCUCGACCAUUGUGAGGGUUCCUCCUGUCGUGAAGGCCUCUGCCAUUGCCCUCAGUAAAUGUCCCACAGUGGAUGAGCUCCCAUCUGCACACCCACAGAAGAUGCAGUCUCUUGUGACUGCCAUGUCCUCCUCCUGCAUCUCUGCUGUCAGCAAGACGUACAGCACAGUGGUUGCCAGCUUGUCUGGCAAAUCAUCCAGUCAAAAGGAUGAGACAACGUACACCUUGCUGCCACAGUUUGCCCCUAUGGGCAUAGCAAUUACUGGCAGUAAAUGCCUGCCACAUGGCCUCCCUCCUUAUGAUAAGGAGAAGCCAUGGGAGAAGGCACAGCAUGUUGGCAGCUCCUUCCAUGAGCACAUCCUCAACAAGGAUGCAGCAAAGGCACUUCUGGCCUUUGACAGCCAGAACAACUCGCUCUGGACGCAGGUUUAUCAAUCUGCAAUUGUUCCACCUCCCCAGGCAGACCUCCCUCCCUUGGGCUUGAAACUGGAAGGUUUCCUCUGGAGCGAUGAAUGCACACCUGCUAUUGCAGGGCCAUUGCAUGUUGACGUCCCUUCUGAGAAGGACAUCUCAAUUAUGGUUCUGAUGACUGUGACAGAUAUGAUGAAGGUCUCUAAGUUGUAG
Molecule: messenger RNA, 1008 nt
Organism: Dacryopinax primogenitus
Lineage: Eukaryota; Fungi; Basidiomycota; Dacrymycetes; Dacrymycetales; Dacrymycetaceae
Exons: 2
Coding region: 1-1008 (335 amino acids)
Source: RefSeq, a predicted model, not a curated record